Echinostoma caproni is the source of this 297-nucleotide messenger RNA. The record is from the annotation of a GenBank genome assembly. Lineage: Eukaryota; Metazoa; Platyhelminthes; Trematoda; Plagiorchiida; Echinostomatidae.
AUGUAUCCCUGUGAGCAGCGUUUGGAUGAUCAGUUUCUCAUCCGACAUGCGAUCCGGGGCUCGGCAGAUCCGCUCCUCGUAGACUGUCAUCAAGACCUGUUCACCACAUUGACAAACGAUGGCCGGGUGCAUGUGUUUUGUCUCAUGGAAGGGAGUCAGCGUGCCAAAAAUAAACACGUGGAAAUUACGGCCGUUCAAAUUAUCGAUCUCACCAAUUUGAUCACAUUUCCGCUCUGUGUGGUUCGUUUGUGCUUGUCCACACUGAUGGCCAAUCUGCCAUUUCGGAUGAUAGAAUGA